Messenger RNA from Daucus carota subsp. sativus, 1108 nucleotides. RefSeq lists its product as uncharacterized. NCBI's taxonomy places the organism in Eukaryota, Viridiplantae, Streptophyta, Magnoliopsida, Apiales, Apiaceae. The coding region runs from base 111 to 869 and encodes 252 amino acids. The record is from RefSeq and is a predicted model, not a curated record. The transcript has 5 exons. Gene Ontology annotation, biological process: snRNA export from nucleus.
UUAAUUUCAUUAAAUACAGAGAUUAUGCAGAGGCAUACAAACAGUUCCACACAGCAACACAACACAUACCCCUGUGCAAAGCGAGCUUCAUCCAAAGGUUUUCUGGUUUAAUGGAGGGUGGAGAUAGCAUACUAGAUUCUAUUUUUGAUGACGAGAAGUUUGAAGAUGUUGAAGAUGUGGAGAUGCUUGAUGUUGAAGAUGGAGAGUUAGUGGAGCAAAACGUGAGUAAUGUGGGACAAAGCAGUGGUGGGGAUACAACUCUUACGAGUCAGGAAUCUGAAAACAAGAAUCGUAGGCGGAAGAAUAAGAAGAAGCAAAAGAGGAAGAGAGGCAGCAAUUCUGGACCUAAUGUGACAGACAUAAACAGGUUUGUUCUUGAUGUCUGUAGGCGCUUGAAAGAGAGAAAGUCUUUCCUUGUUUGGACUGCUGUGGGUUGUCUAGGUGUCUCUGCUUUUAGUGAUCUCGUCAAAGAGGUGGAUGCUAUUCAAGCUUGCGGAGGCCAAAAGACUGCUGAUGGAAAGCGCUAUCGAACUGGUGGUGGCAUAUUAUGGGGCAUCCUUAAACUCCGCGAUCCAAAUGCUUACAAGGAGAUAAUGAAAAAGGGAAAUGAGUUUGAGAAGCAGCUAAAGCAAAGUGGUACGCGUGUGCCCUUGCAGAAGAAAACAGCUCCAUUUGAAGGGAAGUUGCCUGUAUCCACAGAUCAAACAAUUGGCAGUUUGGAUGCUUCAGAACUUGUAUCUGACGUACAAGAUCAGCCUGAGCAGCCUUGCACUGAGCGUAAACGUCCACCAGUUCAUGACCGAAUUCGUGUUCCCGUUGCCUAUGAUGACCUGGUUGGAUUAGAUGAUUCAAAAGAUGGAUCACCUUGAUGUUUGUACUGAUGCAAAUGUUUGCAACUCAAGGAGUACUUUGGUGAUGCAUGGUUUUUGGAUCUUGAAACUGUUCUGCCGCAUUGAUUUGAGAUUAAUUUGAAGGUGUUGGGCAGGAGUGUAUAAAUUAUGUUUCGAGUACUUUGAUGAGGAAAAAAGAUGAACUUGUCAGAAAAAGAGAAAAAAAAUAUGCAUCAUUUUUGUUCGAUGGUUAAUUGUUAAGUUUUGUUUUUUAUACA